Messenger RNA from Solanum tuberosum (potato), 929 nucleotides. Its product is annotated as protein HYPER-SENSITIVITY-RELATED 4-like. The transcript is spliced from 3 exons. Gene Ontology annotation, molecular function: ATP binding; ATP hydrolysis activity. Bases 1 to 882 code for a protein of 293 amino acids. Lineage: Eukaryota; Viridiplantae; Streptophyta; Magnoliopsida; Solanales; Solanaceae. The record is from RefSeq and is a predicted model, not a curated record.
AUGGAGUUGGAAGAACUGCAACUUCCAUCUGGAAUGGUGGAACCCUUUAAUAGGAAGCAUCCCAAACUCCUUAACAUGCAAGGAAACUUGGAUCAGAGUGGUAGGCAUUCCCCUGUACUUGUGGUCUCAGAAAGUCUUCCAAGAAAUUGGAGAAAAUCAGGUUAUGGAACCAAUGGAGAAGAAACAAGGCUGAAUCCAACACAAGGUUUUACCCAGAGGAUAAUCCAAAGUGCAAGCUGUAAUUCUGUACUAGAAUCCCAUCAAUUAAGGGAUUCUGGUCAGAAACAACAUAUGGGUUGUAAGAGAAAAACAGCUGGAAGGUUGACAUUUCACAAGAAAAAAAAGGACCUUGUCCUUAAUUCUUACUUGCCAUACAUCAUGGAAGAAGCAAUAUUGCAAAAACACAAAAACAAAAUGAUCAAGAUUCAUACUGUGGGUCACGAAGAGAUGUACAAUUUACAUGACAUGUGGAAGCCGGUGAAUUUUGAUCAUCCCACCACUUUUGAGACAAUCCCGAUGGAAUCAGACCAGAAACACAUGAUUUUGAAGGAUUUGGAGAGAUUCAUGACGAGGAAAAAGUAUUACAGAAAAGUAGGGAAGGCAUGGAAAAGAGGGUAUUUGUUGUUUGGUCCUCUGGGGACUGGGAAAUCUAGUUUGAUUGCUGCAAUGGCGAAUUAUUUGACCUUCGAUAUAUAUGAUUUGGAGUUGACUGCAUUGAUGAGGAAUUCAGAUUUAAGGAAGUUGUUGGUUGCCACAAUCAAUGAGUCAAUUUUGGUGAUUGAGGACAUUGAUUGUACCAUUAACUUGCAAGCUAAUUUGCUUAAUCGAGCUAUUUAUGUUAGUUCAGAUGAUUUUCAUCAGACAGAAAGCACGGUAAAUUAGUCAUAUUUUCUGUUUCCUAUCUUUCCUAUUCCUCUUUUUGUGCAGUA